AUGGCCAAGAUCAUUGAUGGCAAAGCCAUUGCCCAGUACGUCGGCGGUCGCGAUGACUCGGCCGUCUACAUCCGCAUGAAAGUCCGCGCUGGUAAUGAGCUACCGGCUGUCACCUUUGCGCACAUGUAUCGCUCCCGCCUUUUCUGCCUCGCCCAUCCACAGCUGCUUGAAUGCAUCCGAGCCCUUAAUGAUGACAUGGACGUCCAUGGCAUUAUCGUCCAGCUUCCCCUCGACUCGCAAGAGGAGAUUGACGAGGUGACCAUCACCAAUGCCGUUCGCCCCGAGAAGGACGUUGAUGGCUUCACCCGCUACAACACUGGCGCUCUGGCCCAAAAGGGCGAGUUGCCCCUCUUGUACGCCUGCACCCCCAAGGGCUGCAUGCAUCUCAUUGAGAGCACCGGCAUUGAACUGUCGGGCAAGCAUGCCGUCGUCAUUGGGCGUAGCGACAUUGUUGGCCGCCCCGUCUCCUAUCUCCUGACCCGCCGCAACGCCACCGUGACCUUGUGUCACUCCCGGACCACCAACCUCAAGGAGGAGGUGGCUCGUGCCGAUAUUGUGGUGGCGGCUGUUGGUCAGCCAGGCCUGGUCCAGGGCGAUUGGCUCAAGCCCGGUGCUGUGGUCAUUGAUUGCGGCAUCAACUCGAUUGAAGACUCUUCUAAAAAGUCUGGCUUUCGUCUGGUUGGAGACGUGGAUUUCGCCAGUGCCAGCCAAGUGGCCGGUCACAUCACCCCAGUGCCUGGAGGCGUUGGCCCCAUGACUGUUGCCAUGCUGAUGGGCAACACCGUCGCUGCCGCCCGCCAUGCCACCACUGUGCGCCCUUGGAAGUUGCGCAAGCUCAAACUCAAGCCCCUUACGCCCGUGCCCUCGGAUAUUGAAAUUGCGCGAGCACAAAAGCCCAAGCCCAUCCAGCGCUUGGCCCAGGAAAUUGGCAUCAUGGACAGCGAGCUUGAGCCAUACGGUUCUUACAAGGCCAAGGUCAAGCUGCAACUGCUCAAGCGCAUGGAGCAUCAGAAGAAUGGCCGCUACGUCGUCGUUGCCGGCAUUACCCCCACCCCUUUGGGCGAGGGUAAAAGCACCACCUCAGUUGGCCUCACCCAGGCCCUCGGUGCUCAUCUGAACCGCAACGUCUUUGCUUGCCUGCGCCAGCCCUCUCAGGGCCCCACCUUUGGCAUCAAGGGUGGCGCUGCGGGCGGCGGUUACUCACAAAUCAUCCCCAUGGAGGAAUUCAACCUGCAUCUCACGGGCGAUAUUCAUGCCAUCACCGCGGCCAACAACCUUCUUGCAAGCGCGAUCGACACGCGCAUGUUCCACGAGGCCACGCAGACCGAUGAAGCUCUGUACCGCCGCCUCGUUGCCAAGAAGAAGUUUUCCAAGCCUCAGUUGCAGCGCCUCGAGAAACUUGGUAUUACCAAGACCAACCCUGCCGACCUGACAGACGACGAGCGCCGUCGCUUUGCGCGCUUGGACAUUGACCCCUCGACCAUCACUUGGCAGCGCGUCAUGGACACCAACGAUCGCUAUCUGCGCAAGAUCACCGUGGGCCAAUCUCCCACGGAACAGGGCCACACCCGCGAAACGCAGUUUGACAUUGCCGUGGCCUCGGAGCUCAUGGCCAUUCUGGCCCUCUCCACGGAUUUGGCCGACAUGCGCGAUCGCAUGGACCGCAUCGUUGUGGCUGCCGACAAGCAGGGCAACCCCGUCACGGCCUGUGAUAUUGGUGUGGCUGGCGCUCUCGCCGUUCUCAUGAAGGACACCAUCAUGCCUACCCUCAUGCAGACACUCGAGGGCACUCCGGUCAAGAUUGCUCUCAAGCUUGUGGGCGAGGAUGGCUUUGUGGUCACCGAGGCCGGCUUUGGCGCCGACAUUGGCAUGGAAAAGUUUUUCGACAUCAAGUGUCGCCAGAGUGGCCUGCAACCCAGCGCCGUGUGCCUUGUGUGCACCGUGCGUGCCUUGAAGAUGCAUGGCGGUGGCCCGACUGUGACCCCUGGUGCACCCCUGGCCAAGGAAUACGUCGAGGAGAACUUGGACCUGCUGCGCGCUGGCCUGUGCAACUUGACGCGUCACAUUGAGAACGUCAAGAAGUUUGGCGUGCCCGUCGUCGUGGCCAUCAAUGGUUUCGCCACGGACACGCAGGCCGAGGUUGAACUGAUCCGUGAGGCUGCCCUGAGUGCUGGCGCAGCUGAUGCCGUCUCCUGCGAGCACUGGGCCAAUGGCGGUGCUGGUGCGGUGGGCCUGGCCGAGGCGAUUGUGCGUGCCACUGACGCGCCCAGUGACUUCAAGCUGCUCUACGACCUGGACUUGUCGAUUGAGGAGAAGAUUGAAAAGAUUUGUCAAGACAUUUAUCGCGCCGAUGGCAUUGAAAUUUCUCCCGAGGCGCAGCGCAAGAUUGCCAUGUACAAGGCGCAGGGCUACGGUCACUUGCCCAUCUGCAUGGCCAAGACACACCUCUCGUUCUCGCACGACCCCGCUCUAAAGGGUGCACCCACGGGCUUCACGGUUCCUAUCCGAGACAUUCGUGCCAGUGUUGGAGCCGGCUUUUUGUAUCCUCUGUGCGGCACGAUGUCGACCAUGCCUGGUCUCCCCACGCGUCCCUGCUUCUACGACGUGGACAUUGACCCGGCGACCGGCGUGAUUGACGGCCUCUUUUAG
Molecule: messenger RNA, 2649 nt
Organism: Monosiga brevicollis MX1
Lineage: Eukaryota; Choanoflagellata; Craspedida; Salpingoecidae
Exons: 20
Coding region: 1-2649 (882 amino acids)
Biological process (GO): tetrahydrofolate interconversion
Cellular component (GO): cytosol
Molecular function (GO): methylenetetrahydrofolate dehydrogenase (NADP+) activity; ATP binding; formate-tetrahydrofolate ligase activity
Source: RefSeq, a predicted model, not a curated record